AUGGCCAUAUCCAAAAACCUCUUCAACAUGGUCCAAAAAAAGUUCCACAAAUCAUCUCACACAGAUACCAAUCUUUCCAAUACAAGUUCUAGUGAAGAAGCCAUUGUUAGAGAAGAAACAGCCAACUUUGAAGAAGAUAUUAUAGCUUCACCAACACCUUCAUCAUCACAAAAGAAGGAUUUAACCAAAGAAGAUGUUAAAGCCAUCAAAAUUCAAUCUUUUUUUCGAGGCUAUCUUGCAAGAAAGGCAUUUCGAGCACCUAAGACCAAGGUAAAAAGGUUAGGAAAAAAUAGAAUGGGAAUGCCCAAAAAUUGCUUCAAAAUGGUCCAAUUAAAGUUUGGCAAAUCAUCUCAAACCAACACUAGUCCAAGUGGAUCCAUUGAAGGAAUAAAUGUUAUAGAAGAAACCACCUAUAUUUCUGAAGAGCCCAAUAGUUCAGCUUCAUCAACACAAUUAUUCCAAAAGAAAGAUUUAACCAAAGAAGACAUUGCUGCAAUCAAGAUCCAAUCAUUUUCCAGGGGCCAUCUUGCAAGAAAAUCACUUAGAGCACGUGAGAACAUUGUAAAGAGCUCAAAAAAGAAGGAAACCGGAAUGUCACAAAAGUAUUUCAGCAGAGUCCAAAGAAAGUUUCGUAAAAGAUCACAAAGAGAUAUUACUUCUCCCCAAACCCAUACUAGUCCAAACAAUUCCACUGAAAAAUCAAAUGAUCAGGAAGAAACUAUCAAGUUUGAAGACCCCAAUAGUGCAGCUUCAUCUUCAUCAUCACCCCAAAUGAAAGAUUCAACCAAAGAAGAUGUUGCAGCCAUCAAGAUCCAAGCAACUUUUCAAGGCCAUCGUGUAAGACAAACAUUUCGAGCACUUGAGAACAUUGCAACAAGUUCCAAAAAGAAAGAAAUGGGAAAACACCAAAAUUGCUUCAACAUAGUCCAAAUAAGGUUGCACAAAAGAUCUCAUAAAGAUAAAAUUUCUCCUCAUGCCAACACCAGUCCAAGUGGUUCUAUGGAAGAAGCAAUUGUUGAAAAAGAAGCAACUAAUUUUGAAGAUCUCAAUGGUGCAACUUCAUCAAUACCAUCAUUCCAAAGGAACGAUUUAACUAAAGAAGAUAUUGCAGCCAUCAAGAUCCAAGCAAUUUUUCGACGUCAUCGUGCAAGACAAAUAUUACAAGCAAGUGAGAGCAUUGUAACGAGCUCAGAAAAGGAAAGAGUAAGAAAACCUCAAAAUUACUUCAACAUAGUGCAAAGAAGGUUUCGCAAAAGAUCUCAAAGAGAUGCAAUUUCUUCCCAUGUCAACACUAGUCCAACAAAUUCCAUUGAAAAAGCGAUUGUUAAAACAGAAUCCGUCACUUUUGAAGAUCCUAGUGGUGCAGCUUCAUCAGCACAACCAUCCCAAAGGAAAGACUUAACCAAAGAAGAUGUUGCAGCUAUCAAGAUCCAAGCAAUUUUUCGAGGCCAUCAUGCAAGGCAGAGAUUUCAAGCACGUGAGAGCAAUGUAACAAGCUCCAAAGAGAAGAGAAUGGGAAAACCCGAAAAAUUCUUAAAGAUAGUUCAAAGAAGGUUACACAAAAGAUCUCAUAGAGAUACCAUUUCUCUCCGUACCAAUACUGGUCAGAACAAUUCCACUGAAGAAGCAAUUGUUGAAAAAGCAACCACCAAUUUUGAAGAUCCUAGCAGCGUAGCCAUUGUUAAAAAAGAAUGCACUAACUCUGAAUAUACCAAUGGUGCAACUUCAUCAACACCAACAUCCCAAGAAAUCACCAAUUUUGAAGAUCACAGUGGUGUAGCUUCAUUAGUACCAUCAUCCCAAAGGAAAGAUUUUAACAAAGAAGAUAUUGCAGCCAUCAAGAUCCAAGCAAAUUUUCGAGGCCAUCGUGUAAGACAAAUAUUUGGAGCACGUGAGAGGGUUGUAACAAGCUCAAAAAAGAAGAGAAUAGGAAAACCCCAAAAUUGCUUCAACAUAGUCCAAAGAAGGGUUCGCAAGAGAUCUCAUAGAGAGACAAUUUCUCCCCAUGCUACCACUAGUCCAAGCAAUUUCACAGAAGAAGCAAUUGUUAAGAAAGAGAGUUCUAACUUUGAAGAUACCAGUGGUGCACCAAUUGUUAAAAAUGAAAGCACGAGUGCAGCUUCAUCAGCACCACCAUCCCAAGAAAGCACCAAUUUUGAAAAUUCUAGUGGUGCAACAAUUGUUAAAAAAGAAAGCACCCAUUUUGAAGAUCCCAAAGAUGUAGCUUCAUCAACACCAUUAUCCCAAGAAAUCACCAAUUUUAAAGAUCUCAAUGGUGCAGUUUCGUCAGCACCAUCAUCCCAAAGGAAAGAUUUAACCAAAGAAAAUGUUGCAGCCGUCAAGAUCCAAGCAAUUUUUCGAGGCCAUCGGGCAAGACGAGGAUUUUUGUCACUUAAGAGCUUGGUACCAAGCUCUAGAAAGAAGGAAAACUCGCGUAGAACAGCACAGACGUCCCAAAAUUUGUUCAACAUAGUUCGGAGAAAGUUUCGCAAAACACCACAUAGGGAUAUCAUUUUAUCGCAUACCAACACUUGUGCAAGAAGCUCCACCGACGAAGCUAUUGUACCAGAAGAAACAAUCAAUUUUGAAAACGCCAAUGGUGCAGCUUGCUCAAUACAGUUAUCCAAGAAGAAAGAUUUAACCAAAGAAGAUAUUGCAGCCAUCAAGAUCCAAACAUCUUUCAGGGGCCAUCUUGCACGACAGGCAUUUCGAGCACUCAAGAGCCUGGUGAAGCUGCAAGCAGUGGUUCGUGGGGUAUGUGUGAGGAAACAGGCACGUAUAGCCCUGCAUUGCAUGCACGCACUUGCUCAAUUGCAGGUUAGAGUUCGGGCACGGCAGCUCCUUAACAGUGAUGAGGUGUUGUGAUGGCUAAUACAUUGGAACACUGGACCCAAACCUUACUCAUGAUCAUAACUAUUAUUGAGGCACCGAAGCUUUAUUAGUUUAACGCAUAGAAUCCCUAUAUGUGCUUGAUAUUUUGUA
Messenger RNA from Quercus lobata, 2982 nucleotides. RefSeq names its product abnormal spindle-like microcephaly-associated protein homolog. The transcript is spliced from 9 exons. Gene Ontology annotation, molecular function: protein binding. Lineage: Eukaryota; Viridiplantae; Streptophyta; Magnoliopsida; Fagales; Fagaceae. The record is from RefSeq and is a predicted model, not a curated record. The coding region runs from base 1 to 2865 and encodes 954 amino acids.